Manis pentadactyla (Chinese pangolin) is the source of this 9306-nucleotide messenger RNA. It is a transcript of the gene CORT, whose product is annotated as cortistatin. Lineage: Eukaryota; Metazoa; Chordata; Mammalia; Pholidota; Manidae. The record is from RefSeq and is a predicted model, not a curated record. The coding region runs from base 3449 to 3682 and encodes 77 amino acids. The transcript has 2 exons.
UUUCAGCGUCCCCUUCUGCACAUGGCAGCAGCUGGAAUGCACUGGGAAAGGUCUGCAUGGGCUCAUGCCCAGCUGACACCUUAAAACCUAGAUGUCCAAGAAAGGUUAUUCAGGUGAGCUGCUUCCCUUUACUGAACUGUGGACUCUAUAAAGAACCCUUAGAGGUCAUUUACCAAUCUCCCCACCCACUAGGAACACUUCCCAUAGUGUUCCUGACGUGGUUCCCGAGGCUCUGCUGAACUCUUCUGGGACAGGGAGCCCUUUCUGUUAUUGGACACUAAUUGUUGCAGGUUUCUUCUGUAUACAGAGAAAAUGUCUUCCAUCUUCUAACUUUUAUUGAGGUCCUAGUUCUGCCUUUUAGAAUAAGCAAUCUUUAUUUUUCAAAAUAACUCAGUACUGAGUUCCUUUUAAUCAAAGUUUCCAUUGUGCAUCUUUCCAGAAACACACAUCUUGCAUAAACCUUUCCGUCACCGGCUCCCCCAGGACAGGCUUUGGGGUGGUGGAUGUGGUUCACUGGGUGCCUCUUGUAGUGCCAGUGUGCAGUGCUUGUCCUUGGCGUCUGAAGUUCUGGGGGAGUCACUGGAGUGCUUGCUGCAGCCACCUGGCUCUCAUCAGGGGUCUCCUCCAGUUUGUAGUGAGGAGCUCUGCUUUGUACUGUGGGGAGUCAGGAAUAAGGAGUGAAUCUAUCUUUUUAUAUAUUAACAGCUCCUAACUCAAGUACCUACUGUGUGUUCCACUUGUGUUAGGUGCUUUAUGUGAUCUUAUUUGGCCCUCACAACUCUAGUAGGUGGUAGGUUCUGUUCUUAUCAUUUUAUAGAUGAGGAAACUGAGGCCACAGCUCUAGAGGUUAAUUUAAAUAGCAAAGCCAGGAUUUUAGUCUAGACCCCUCACCUUGUACUAAUAUGUUACCACUUCCUUGAAAACAGCCAGGAAUAAGAUAACAUGAAGCCUUCCUCAACCUGCAGCACAUAACCCAACCUCAUUGGCACACUUAUUAUUGCACUGAAAACCUACUUUUCUUUCACCUGAAGAGCAUGUAUCCUACCCGUCAACUAGUCUGUAACAGCUGUGUUGGGGUGGCUGCUGUGACUCCUUUGUAGUACAUGAGCACCUGUGUACAUGCUAGGGGUUCAAAAUGCUUAAUGAGUCCAUCAAAUAAAAUCUUCAAAAUAUGCUGAGGAUACAGGGAGCUGGCUGAGCUGCCAUAACUUUCUCAUCUGCAAGAGUAUCUAAAAAAAAUUAAUACCAUUUGUGGGAAUUAGGCAGAAAAGUUAUUUUGGUACAGAAAAGAAAGGAAGGACUAAGCAACCUGCAGUGUAUGAGCUGUGGGUCAUCAGGCCAAGCCAGUUUGACAGUUAGAAUCCUAAGCAAAAGCUGGUGCUGAAAAGAAAUGGAAUUUGAGAUGGAGAUCUCCCUUGUGAAGGGUGUGAACCAGCAGGACUUCGGGAAGCUGAAAACACCAGUGUGCAUGUCCAGAAAGUGGUCACUUCUCUGGCUGCUUUACCCCCACCCUGGAAUCUUACCUUGGACACUGGUCGUCUUCAGUAGGUUUGCUGUCGGUAAUUCAGCUUUAACUAACUGUCUUGGUUGCGGGAAGAGGGUCUGUGCGUUUGUGUGAUUCUCAAACUGGGACCUGUGAGAAGUCAGCAUGCAGCACGAGGACUUCACGCUCUGACUUCUCAGCCCCAGCACUGUCACCAGGAGAAUAAGCCUGGGGCGCUGGUCAAGUGCAGGUUAUUCAGUGGGAAAUGGUUUACACCCGGCACAGUCCCGGCACAGUCCUUAUUCUGUGUGAUGCAUUCUAGAUUCUAUUCAUUCCAGUAAAAGGUGCUAAUGUAUGACCGCUGAUGGGGGGUCAGCAGCAGUCUGAAGAACACUGGAUGAGAUAUCACUUCACACCAGUUAAGAUGGCCAACAUCUAAAAGACAAGGAACAACAAAUGCUGGCAAGGAUGUGGAGAAAGGGGAACCCUCCUACACUGCUGGUGGGAAUGCAAAUUAGUUCAGCCAUUGUGGAAAGCAAUAUGGAAGUUCCUUAAAAAACUAAAAAUAGAAAUACCAUUUGACCCAGGAAUUCCACUCCUAGGAAUUUACCCAAAGAAAACAAGAUCACAGAUUCAAAAAGACAUACGGAGCCCUAUGUUUAUCGCAGCACUAUUUACAAUAGCCAAGAUAUUGUAGCAAUCUAAGUGUCCAUCAGUAGGUGAAUGGAUAAAGAAGAUGUGAUAGAAAUACACAAGGAAAUAUUAUUCAGCCAUGAGAAGAAAACAAAUCCUCUCAUUUACAACAACAUGGAUGGAGCUAGAGGGUAUUAUGCUCAGUGAAAUAACCCAGGCGGAGAAAGACAAGUAUCAAAUGAUUUCCCUCAUUUGUGGAGUAUAACAACCAAGCAAAACAAGGAACAAAAUAGCAGCAGACUCAUAGAUUCCAAGAAGGGACUAGCGGUUACCAAAGGGAAAGGGCGUGGGGAGGGAGGGAGAAGGGGAUUAAAGGGUAUUGUGAUUAGCACAUAAUGUGGUGGGGGCACCGGAAGGCAGUAUAGCACAGAGAAAAGACAAGUAGUGACUAGCAUCUUACUAUGCUGAUGGGGGGUUGUGGGGUGGAACGUGAUAAUACUGGUGAAUGUAGUAGCCACAGUGUUGCUCAUGUGAAACCUUUGUAAGAUUGUGUAUCAGUUAUACCUUAAUAAACACUGGGUGUGAGCCUGGCUACCGUGUCACCUGGGCACGCUUCACAAUUGCGGGAUCUCAGCUCCUCCCUGCACCUACCACAUCAGGAUCAGCAUCUUACUUAUUUUCAUAAGGUGAUUUGGGUACACAUCACAGUCUGAGAUGGCCUGGGCAGGAGGUCACUGUCUCUGGCCUGCUGGGCUGGGAGGUAGUGCUGGGGACAACCUCUUGGGUCCUUGCCUGCGAUAUGGUUCUGAGCAUCUCCCUGAGCCCUUGUUGCCUCCUUGUCUCUUCUGCCUGUGGCAGAUUCAGUCAUACUUUCUCUUAGGCAAAAUUUCACAUUUUAAACUACCCAAGGCUAAUUUUAUGUUAAAUCACUUGAUGUUGUUUUGCAAGGCUUCCUGCUUGCUAUAGGCAUAGUUAUGAGGAAGUAGAAUUUCUUCUGAAGCAAGUGCCCAUGUAUUCCAAAGUAAGAGCAAAUCUAAAACAGGAAACAUUGGAGGCUUUAAGGAAGGAAUUAAAUCUAAUCCUGAAAUGCUUUUGUGGGCACUGAUUGCCUAGGUGUCUGUGUCAGUGUUUGUGAGGGAAGAGGGGGUACAGCUUUCAGACAGGUGUGUAUACAAAAACAGCUGCAUGCUGAGCUUAACAUACGCAGUCUUCAAGGAGACCCAAGUCACCAAACGCUGACUUCAGAGCUGCCAAGAAAGAUGAGCAGCUGCAGAGCUGAGAGAAGCGCUGGUCGGCCUGCAGAAUGCUCCUGCCCUUCGGCCUGUCCUGCUGAUGCUCUUUGGGGUCACAGCCACUGCUGCCCUUCGCCUGGAGGGGGGCCUCACGAGCCACAACAGCAGGCAUAUGCAGGAAGUGACAGAAAUAAAGAAAAACAGCCUCUUGAGUUUCCCUGCUUGGCAGUACAAACAGAUCUCUCAGGCCAGUGCGGCUCCCUUCACAGGAGGAGAAGCCAGGAAGGUGUCCAAACAGCAGGAAGGGCUGUCCCUUCAAAAGUCUAUGCAAUGAGAUGAAACACCCUGCAAGAGUUUCUUCUGGAAGACCUCCUGCAAAUGGAACUCCACCAGCGAUUACUCAUGCACAGUGGAAUGAUGCAUCUGAAUAAAAUGUAGUGAGCAGCUGUGAGUUUUCUUCAUUAUGCACUUGUCUUCUCUUUCCCAUGUAAUUGGAGAAGUAUUUAAACUCCAAAAGUGUCCAAUACUGAGUGUCUUUAGUAAUUUGGAACCCAAAGCGAACAUUUUUGGUAAGGAUUUUUGUCUUUUUUACUUUAUCAAACUCAGUGUAGCCAUCGGCCUUUCCUUCUGCCUUCACUAUGUGCUUAGAAGUGGCUCUGUCCUUGUUUUCCUUUCUUGGAUUUAAAAUAGCUAAAGGUUACAUAUUUAAGAGUUCAGAAUAACAUCUUAUUUCACUUUAUUUUUAUAUAACUUUGUCUACUUUAAAAAAUAUUUCCCUCAAAUGAAAAGCAAAUUUUUGACAUUGCCUCAAGAGCAAAAUGAUUAUUCCUUAUGUUUUAGCCACAAUUAACUUAAAAACAAAUGUCAGGUUAUUAACAAUGUCAUGCUGACAUACUUAUGAGAGUUGCCUUUGAAACUGCUACUAUGAAAAGCCCAUACUAAUAUUAAUCAGUAAGAUAGUAGUAGUUUGUUACAGUUCUUGUGGAUCAGCUUCAGGUUUGCUUUAUGAGGAAUGAAGUCUAUUUAUAAAAUAAAGUCUUACUUCAGACCAAAUACAGUAAGGGAUGCUGCUGCCUGCCUGGAGUCUGCUGGCUUCACCUUCUACUACAAGGGCCUCCAGAGCCUCAGGAUCCAGACUGUGUUCCGUGACAGAUACAUAGAUGCUGAUGUAUACUAUGUGUGUAAUUGUUAUAUUUCCACAUUCCUCAGUAAUCUAAGAUAGUGAAUGAUGGUUAAAUGAUGGGGAUUCCUGUUUCUCUGCAAAGCCCCAUGAAGAUCAGGAUGCCAGUCUGCUCAAAUGAAGUUAGGAGUAAAUAAGCCACUCAGUUACAAACCUUAAUCAAAUUUUGAUUAAUUCCCCAUAGCACUGAAAUCCUAGUUUGAUUGCACAUAUUAUGAUUCUUGAAUCAUAGGCUCUAAGGAAAAUUAUCCGUAUGAAGGUUUUUAGAUCAUUUCUGGAGUUAAGGAGGUUCUGAGGGUCAAGCCUAAUGCUGGGCAAACUGGCAGACGCUGGCUGGAGGACACUAAUAGUAUUCUCUUCUCUGGACACCAGGGGAGCAGACUCGCAGAGUAUGACUGCUGACCGUUCUGUUCUGUUUUCCACAGAGCUGAGCUCAUAUUCAUAAUGACUAGCUGAGUAAAGUAUAAUGUGAUGGAAGAGCCUUAAUAGCAUCCACAUUUCCAAACACAGCAGCUUUAGGAAACCAGUAACUGGGUCAGUGCACAAAGGAAGAUGCCUGCCAGAAAGGCCAGCUAACCUUCAGAACUUUGCCUUUUAAGAUUUUUCUAGAAGAAAAGAAAAGCAUGUUCAUUGUUUUUCAGUUCCAAUUGGGGCCAUACAUAUAGUCCUUACAUUUGGGGAGUUUAACUUUUAACUAGAUCCUCUCUGAAGGAUAAUGAGGUUGUACUAAUGAUACUGCCAGGACAUCUGUCCAGUCUAAGCCUACCUUAGUUCAGGGGACUUAAUAAAAUGCUAACUGGCAUCGACUGCACAUUAGACUAGAUGAAUAUGCUCAUGAGGAGUAAAUUAGGGUAAAGUAGGUAAAUUAGGAUAAUUCCCUACCUUCGGGUGUUUGGGAGACUUAGUGUACCUUUCUGUAGUUCCAUAUGCACAAGCGUGUGGAUUUGGGUCAUCAGGACCUAGACAACUCUAAUUCAUUCUUUUGCAUUUAUUUCUAGUAUUUGGCACCAGAAUAGAUCCCUAACUGCUGAGGAAGAAUUGAGUGUGACAAUAAGCACUCGACAGAAAUCCCUCCAUAGUUUUCAGAUUUUAAGGCUGACAGCAGUCCCUUGUACGCCUUUGGAAACUCAGACCAGUAAGCUCAGGAGAUCCUCCAACAACCUGAUCACCAGCACCUCGCCAAGGGAUAGCCCACAUCUUGACAGUAGCUGCUUCAGUAGAGAUGUGGAUACCAUUUUAAACAAACCAGAAGAGGGUUUUUUAAAAAUCCACUUUUUAGGUGCUAAAGAGAAGGAAAUUCUGUUUUUAGACUAGAGAAAGAAAGAUGCAAAGGACAGUGGGGCUACCCACUAUUUCUGGCUUCUCAUAACCCCAGUAAAGUUAACACUAAUUUAUCUUUCCCAUUUGUAGUUAAGUGACCAAAAAGUACAUGUGUUUGUCUUAUUAAAAGAACUGUAAGCUGGAGAAAAAAAUUAUACACACUGGAGAACAUUUUUUUUUGGUGAUAGCUCUUAUAACAUGGUAUCAAUGCAUUAGCCUGUUGGUUCCCGUCCUUGUAUUUGUGCAGGUGUUCUCUGAUUUGAUUUGAGCAAACUGAACUCUAAGGUUCUGCAAUCUGCAGAAGCAGUGUACCUCCUGAGGAGCAAGUCUGUUCCCUCGUUGGAGGCUUUCAAACAGGAUGGAGGACCCCACCGUCAGAGCCAUGUAGAGGGCUCCGGCACUGGUGGUGUGUUCAGAUAAGAUCUUUUCCAAGGUUCUUAAAAACCUCAAGUAAUAUAAGACAGUCAAAAUAAUUUAAGGCAAAACUCUACCAAUAAAACGGGGAAAAACCCUGAAGGCAAAAAAAAAAAAUUGAGUAAUUAGAAAAUUAAACAGCUAGACAAUCUGGUUAAUAAAGGCACAUUAAUAAUUCUUGUAAUUAAUGCAGAUUCUGCAGGGGUGUUUUUUGCAGAUUACUAUUAUUUUGUUCCUUUAUCUCUAGAAAAUGAAAAAUCCGUUAGUUUUUUUUCCCUUUCCUUCUACCCAGAAAUUAAAGGUUGGUAAGUGGUAAUUAGCACAGCUCCUGUCAAAGCCAAUUGCCUAAUGGGGACCGACACUUGACUUGAGUUGAAAGAAUGGAAUAUGGCUAAUGAAGAGUUUGUUAGUCCCAGCUGCUCUCUUUGACAUUCUUUUCUCCUCCAUAAGAACAGGCGUGCCCUGCUUGCUCCCGCUCCUAUUUUUAGACAUAUUGCUGUGCUGCUGUUUCUAUUCUAGAAGGCCGGGAGGCACCAUAGUGUAGGGAAGCUAAGUGGUACCAGGGGCAUUAUAAUGUGUUUGCAACCACUCUCACUACACAUUUGGGCCAGAGUUUGCAGACUAAGGUCUUUGUCCUAUAGACCCAUAGACAGGAUCCUCCUGAGGACACAUCCCUGUACUUUGCUCCUGCCCCAUCUCUCUGCACCUGGGGCAGAUGAACAGGAACCACUCUCUGUAGUCUAAUUUGUGCUGGGUACCAGUGCUCUUCCUUAUACAUUUUACUUCAUUGAACCCUUAAUUGUGGGGCCUUAGGAUAACCUUCUAUUUUGGAAAUGAAGGUCCCAAAAGGUUACUCAAUGUGGGUUUGCCUCAUUCCAAAAGCCAAAGUACUUUUUCUAUUAUCCUAUGCAGCUGAGAUCUAUCAAGUACAUACAUCAAUGUCAACACCCAGGCUGAUCAACAAAAGCUCUACUGUGUACUUGAUAAAUAACUUCAGAAAAUGUGUUUAAUUCAGUAGGAUAAAAAUGGAGAUGUCAGUGUAAUUGGUGAGUACAGACAUAAUUCAAAUUUCUGGAAUGUAGGCUUUUACUACUGUGCUAACUGUACAGUGCUCACAAGGCUGAUUUACUUACAUCACCCCCACAAUGACGAAAGUCAGAGGUCUCUGGCAAUUAUGUUGUUGACAUGUUAGGCCUUUGCUUGUUGGAGUUGAUUCCAACUUACUACAUUGGUGUAACAAAGCCAGUGAUCGGAUGUAGAAUAGAAGAGUGCAUGGAUCUACCCAAGAGAAAAUACACCUAAGUGGAAAGAGCACUGGAAUUAGGGCCUGACUUGGAUCCUGGUGCUCCCAUUAGCCUUGUGACAGGUGGCAAGUCACUGGAAUUCGCCGAGCCCUUUGCUCAUGUAUGAGAGGUGACAAGCCACACCCGGCUAGCUCACUUAUUUUUGUGAGGCUCCAAGGAGGUAAGUGCUAGCACACAGCAGACUGCAAACUGGUAGAAAAACCCUCAACAGGCAUUAGGGCCACUCUACGGGCAUUUCCAAAAUGUCUGGGGCUGCUUUCAAUUGUCUCAGUGCCUGGAGGUUGCUUCUCGCGCCGAGCAGGUGGGGGGCUAGUUUUCCUGCAGUGCACAGGGCAACUCCAUCCUCAAGACUUCUUGGUGUCGUGGUGGACCAUCACAUGGGUGAGGACCUGUUCCAGAUAAUCUUUGCUGAAACAUAAUUGUUUUAUAUAUAAACACGGAGUACUUCCCCCAGUUUUUAUGUGCUCUGGAGUUUUCAAGACUGCAGCUAUUCUGCAAAUCAAGGAUGGAUAGAGGCAUCCCCUGUGUUUCCAAAAUUCUGGUUAUGCCACUUCACUUUUACAAAGACCUAUGUUAGUACCUGUUUUGCUAACAAAGCGGUCCAAAGAAGAGUUUGCUUUUACAAAAAAAGGUGGAAAGUGACAGAAAAGACAAGUAAUGAUUCUAUAGCAUCUUACUACGCUGAUGGACAGUGACUGUAAUGGGCUAUGUGGUGGGGACUCGAUAAUAGGGGGAGUCUAGUAACCAUAAUGUUCAAGUAAUUAUACAUUAACGAUACCAAAAAAAAAAAAAAAAAGAUGUAAAGCGAAUAUAGCACCCAGCACUGGUUGUGCAGCGAGCCGCUAUAGAGGCAGUGCACCCCAGGCAGCGAGAGGGGCCCUGCUAAGCUCUUCCCCGGGAACCACCCUCAGCAUUUCCACAUUUAGCCACCAGAGCUUUGAAUAGUGUCUGAGCAUCUGUGCUUUUUCUUGACUUAUUUGAUGCAUUUGUUAGUACGAUGUGUUCUAUCAAAAAACCUGAGAGGUUAUUUUUUGGGUGUGGGACUGCUGAAAAAUUUUUCCACAUAAAUUAACGGUAAGUGCUUCUUUUCUUUAUGCCACUUUUGCUUAGGAAAGGUUUCAUAGGAACACUGCUUUUGGAUGAUGGGGGAACUUGUAUGUUAUUUUGUCUCAAACUUCACCAUUUUGGAAAUCCCAUUACAAAAGGCAAUGCUGCUUGUGGUAUUUGAGAGACAGUCACCACACACCCCUGCCAGCCUGCCUCUGCCAUAUUCACUGUCAUCCAAUGUGUAAGUACCUCUGACAGCUUCAUUGCACCUUUGCUAAAACCAUAUUGACAGUGACGCAUUGAGAUACAUCCCAUUUUAUUGGAAAUUUCUUUUUGUUUCUUCUGAAAUACACUUGGGGUAUAUAUCAAUGCUUUUCACAGUAUGUGUGUAGGUAAGUAAACAGCUCUUAAUUUCAUUUAAAGAUAAUUAAGGUGACAUGACAAAAAUGUGCUAUUAAGAAAGAAAUGUGGUGGCCAGCGGGAACUAAAGGUGUAAGGCAUUAGUAAAAGGGUGCUUGCUGGGUAGAUCUAAGCCCUUCUAGAAGAUCACAGAAGGAAACAAUUCUUGUUCUGUUUGUUUUCUGCACUCUGCUCUUGCCCCAGGACUUUUUAUUAUUAUAUUUCUUAGUAAGUAGCCAAUGUAUCUCUUAAUAGUAUUCUCUUUUCCUCUAAGCAUGCUUAAGAAAAAAAACC